CAGAGAGUACGGGGUAUGCGUUUCAAACCGAAGUGGAGGUGGAGGGGGGGAUUUCUGAUUCGCCAAGCAGCGCUCUGAUGGUUCGGUGCGCUCACAGAGGAGCGGGGAGGAUGCAGAGGAGGGAGAGACAGUGAUGCGGUGACACAUGGCUGCCCGUACCGCCUGCACGCUCUGACUGCGGCUUCCACUCUCCAUUCACCGGGAAACAGGAGAGGCUGCCUGGACACUGGGAUGCUGAGAGACGCUGCUGGAGGCUGCCGCAACCACAGACCGGGAUCAACCAAACAAACGAGCCCUGAAGAAACCGGGGACCACAUAGACUAGACUGCUGAGCGGAUACCCUGCUGAUCUUUUUACCUUUUGUGUGCCUGAGGGUUUUUGUCCCUGCCGAGCCGCCGUAGCGAUGGGAGAUAACAUGUCCAAGCGACUGAAGCUGAUCUCGGCUACAGAGGCAGAGAUGGAGGAGCGCUCUUUUCCAAACCCGUACCCGGACUGGGACCAGGGAGUCCUCACCUCCAACUCCGGAGCCGACGUAGACUACAAUGAACCUUUUGAUGCAGAAGGAAAGGUGAGUGCAGGAUUCCAGAAGAAGGUCCAGAGUAAGAUCAAAGAUCUCCUCCUGCAGAUGGAGGAGGGCCUGAAGACUGCUGACCCCCAUGACUUCUCCACUUACACUGGCUGGACAGGUAUUGCCUUGCUGUACCUGCAGCUGCACCGGGUCUCCGACGAGGCCUCCCACCUGCAGAGGGCACUGGACUAUGUGAAGAGGGCCAUGAGGAUCCUGAACGGCCGCAAAGUGACGUUCCUGUGUGGUGAUGCGGGGCCACUGGCAGUGGGCGCAGUGGUCCACCACAAACUCAACAACACUGCUGACAGCCAAGACUGUCUGUCAAGACUCCUCCAGCUGCAGAGGGCAGUGCUGAGCCCAGACUCCGAGAUGCCAGAUGAGCUGCUGUACGGCCGGGCCGGCUACCUGUUCGCUCUGCUCUACAUCAACAAAGAGAUAGGAGCUGACACGGUGGACGAGAGCACCAUCACGAAGGUGGUGACAGCCAUGAUGGAAUCAGGGAAGAACAUGUCAGCGGAGCAGAAGAAGACGGAUCGCUGCCCUCUGCUCUACGAAUGGCACAAAAAGCAGUACAUCGGGGCGGCCCACGGCCUGGCCGGCAUCUACUGCCUACUCAUGCAGCCGGGAGCAAAGGUCCCUCUAGACAUGCUGUCGGAGCUGGUCCGUCCCAGCAUCGACUAUGUCCGCCACAAGAAGUUUCGUUCGGGGAACUUCCCGUCGUCUCUGAGCAACGAGAGCGACCGUCUGGUUCACUGGUGCCACGGAGCGCCGGGCGUCAUCCACAUGCUUCUCAUGGCUCAUAAGGUGUUUAAGGAGGAGAAGUACUUGAAGGAAGCUGCAGACUGUGCUGAGGUGAUCUGGCAGCGCGGCCUGCUCAGGAAAGGCUACGGUAUCUGCCACGGCACCGCUGGCAACGGCUACGCCUUCCUGUCCCUUUACAAGGUCACCCAAGACAAGAAAUACCUGUACCGGGCCUGCAAGUUUGCUGAGUGGUGUUUGGACUACGGCACCCACGGCUGUCGCAUCCCGGACAGACCCUACUCUCUCUUUGAAGGUAUGGCGGGGGCCAUCCACUACCUCUCAGAGAUGGCGGUGCCCGAAGCUUCCUGUUUCCCUGCCUUUGAACUUUGACCUGCCAACUGACGGGACCGGGGGUGAUGAAAAGGAGGGGGCGGGGACAAACUGACCUGAGUUUUUACUCAAACACAGGAUGAGUAUGUACUUGCGAUACAGCUUUCAGCCGUGGUCGUGAAUGAGUGUCGACCAAAUCAGACUGAGGAUGAGCCUGGAACAAAUCUUAAGAAAUGUCCAUUAAGAAAAAGGGACAGAAGGACAAUGUUGAUGGAGUUGUCUCUAGCUUCCUUUUGGGCCUUUCAGGAACUCUGAGGUCGCCUGUCGUCGUCGGCAUGGACACAGACGAUCGCGCCCUCAGCCUUUAAUAUCGUAGCGCCGAGAAAGAGGGUGUGUGUGUGUAUGUGUGUGUUUUGGUAUUCCUAUGCCUCUGCAUGCUCACUGUAAAUGGCUUUUGGUGCCUCAUAUCCUGUCGAUGUAGUGGUUUUCCUCUUCCUGUACCUGUAGCUGUGCUGUUUCUCCAGGUGUUUGUCACAUGGUGGGAAAAAGUUUCAAAACUAGUCUGCCUAGCUUGCCAACAUUACCACUGAUUCCCACUAGAUGUUACUUUCAGCUCAUGUUAUUUCCACACCUGCUGAGUCAUUAACAGUUUCUGCACACUCAAAUUCACAAAAAUAAUUUAUUUUUCACUUUGACUUGGAGCAGUAUAAAUGAAUGUGAUUUAGAACAAAGUAACACAGAAAUCAUGAUAAGCUCCUGUCCUGAAGCCAAAAGCUAGUUAGCUUGUUUUGAUAACAUGUUCCUUUUACUUUACUUUUCAACCAUUUUAAAUGGAGGUUAUCUCUUAUUUUUGUUGCCCAGCUGAAAUAUAAAGACAGAGGAAUUUUUUCCCCACAAUGUGACAGAUGUCUGAAUUGAAAUAAAAGCUUUUUACUUUGUUGUUUAGGCACCAGAAAAAACAACCUUGUUUUGCAUUGAUAUAAUUUCUGCUGAAACUUGUCCAAGCUACAUUAUUUAAUUUAAAUAAUUGAAUUAUAGUAUUGUAUCCCCACACAUGGAUUUGUGUACAAUAUAUUAUGACACAUGACGGUUUAAAUAAUUUAGUGACGAAAGACAUUUAAAGUCAGACCUCUGUCUCGUGCACGUUCGAACAUGGAAGAACUGGCCUGUAUGGUUGGGUUUACAUCAGCAGGUGUAAACUUGAUACUAUUAAAACAAAAAGGGGUAAUUUGAGAAUUUUCUCCUACUGUCAACAAAGUGAUGUCUGUGAUGGACAGUUACCCCCCCCCCCAACCUAAUUGUUGUAUGUACCAUGUCUUCAAAUGAUUUCACCUAUUCUCUUUUUGAAAAGUGAGUCAUCACUGGUGAAUUGUGGGAUAAGUCUGGGACGAGUUUUUCGGAAGUGGAAGGUCAGUCUUCAAAUGCAGCCUCUGAACAGAGACACAGCUACUGAAGCUAAACCAAAGGUGGCUAAGCAAAGCGUCAAUUAGUGCAUCGUUUCAUGCUGCGUUCCUAUUGGCUGUUUAGUAGACGCAGGUCGUAGCAGAACUCACAUUAUUAGGUGGUCAACCUAAAAUUCUGACUAACAACAAAACCAACAUCGUCACUGGGUUUCUCUCUGGUUUAGUUUAGUCAGGUCUCCAUGUGUCUCCUUCAGGCUCAGCUGUAAAGUAGAGUAAAAUCCAAGAUGUCCGACAGCACGUGAAUGCACAUAAAUGCCUAAUUCUCUUGCAGAGAUCUCGUCAUGAAUGUCAUUGCAUGAGAAUAAUGUCACAUGUGAAAUUAUGUGCGUCCUGGUUCACUGGUCCUUUUUAAAUGUAUUUGGUGGUGAUGUGUGUCCCGCUCCCAGCACCGAGGACUCUGGACAUUAAUGGAGACGUGUUAAGUGUUUGACCUUUGUCCCUGUAUGUGGAUUUGACUCGGCCUAAUUGGUGUUAAGAUAUGACUGUGUGCUUAUUUUUUCCUCAUUAAACUCCUGGGCUUCAGUGACAGAGCAGUGACAUGUAACUAAGUGUUUUUCCCCAACAAAAGGUCAAAUGACAGAAUUCAUGCAAAGUUUGGAAAUAAAAUGAAUAGAGCUCCUAUA
Messenger RNA from Seriola dumerili (greater amberjack), 3725 nucleotides. It is a transcript of the gene lancl2, whose product is annotated as LanC like 2. The transcript has 10 exons. Bases 404 to 1699 code for a protein of 431 amino acids. Gene Ontology annotation, cellular component: plasma membrane. Lineage: Eukaryota; Metazoa; Chordata; Actinopteri; Carangiformes; Carangidae. Gene Ontology annotation, biological process: peptide modification; carbohydrate metabolic process. The record is from RefSeq and is a predicted model, not a curated record.